Molecule: messenger RNA, 1335 nt
Organism: Dichotomopilus funicola
Lineage: Eukaryota; Fungi; Ascomycota; Sordariomycetes; Sordariales; Chaetomiaceae
Exons: 4
Coding region: 1-1335 (444 amino acids)
Biological process (GO): deadenylation-independent decapping of nuclear-transcribed mRNA; positive regulation of catalytic activity; deadenylation-dependent decapping of nuclear-transcribed mRNA
Cellular component (GO): P-body
Molecular function (GO): enzyme activator activity; mRNA binding
Source: RefSeq, a predicted model, not a curated record
AUGAGCCGACAAACGCCCCGUAAAUCACGACACCGACACCAUGGAAGCUCCGGCGGGCCCCGCCAGAUCCCCGCGUCCGACUAUGAAUCCGACGCGGCCCAAUACAUGGAGAACAACCAGCACAACCAGCACAGUCAGUUGCCACCGGCGCGCGACAACAACGAGCUCAGUCUACGGGUUUUGCGGCGCUACCAGCCUGGCGUGCGCUCGAUCAUGGCCAUCGCCGCCAACGCGGUCGCCUACACCUUCUCGGAGACUACACAGGGAUGGGAAAAGCACGGCGCGGAGGGCACCAUGUUUGUGUGCGAGCAGGAACCAGUCAUCGCGCCCACGAGUCAGGUGCUGCCGCGGGUGUGCGUGUUUGUGCUUAAUCGCCGCAGUAUGGAGAACUUGGUCAUCGAUCUGCUGCGGGUGACGGACUGCGAGGUGGUUGGGGAGCUGAUUGUGUUCCGGCUGGAGGACGACAGUAAUAAUAACACCAGCAACGGGAAUCACCAGGCGGGCGGCGGUGUGGAGGAAGGCCCGAAGAAGAAGAUUUUGGGACUGUGGAUUCAUGCUGAUGAGAGCAACACCCGGGAGAUGCACGCAACUCUGAUUUUGGCGGCAUGGCAGGAAGGCCGCCUGGCUUUUGACGCGUACAUCCAGGCUGCGACGGCGGGCAUUGUGGAUAACAGCGGUUAUACCCCCGAGCCGCAGUCUGUGGAUGUUGCUGGGCACGAGUCCCCGGCGGGGAAGCGUUUGAGCAUGGAAAUCCCUGCUCUCAUACAAACUCAGAUAUCCCUCUCGUCCUCAUUUGAACAGUGGCUGGCCCGCAAAACCCAAAGCGACGGAGAUCACGGUGGAGUCAUUGGCAAGAUCCUGUCUCGACUAGGGAGUUACAAGAAGUGGUUGGAAGCGGCUGAGAAAUCACCGCACCAAGAAUUGGAAGCGCCUGAUUCAUGGGUUAUGGGUGCCAAUUUGCGGGUGAGAGAUGACUCUUCGUCCGUAAUCGCCAUCACGGGGCCGGGCUCGGGGGAGACACUAGAAAUCAUUCCCAAGGACAACGUUGAAGCCAAGAACCUCAUGAGUUGUGGCGCGUUUUCUAAAUCGCAAGAAUCUCUACGCUCGUUGCUUCAUUCUGCUGCUGAGAUAGAACGCGAGACUGCUCUUUUAAAUCAACCCCCUGAUGCCACUGUCAAAACCUACAUACAGCGCCUGCAAGAAUAUAACGAAAUUAAAGACAUCGGCCAACAGCUCAUUGGGUUCAUUGCAGAGAAUCGAGGGGUUCCAGUCCGGACGAUUUACGAAAACGGCGAGUUUGGUGUCAGCCUGCCACGGGAUCCAAGCGCAGGAUGA